Messenger RNA from Hirundo rustica (Barn swallow), 3114 nucleotides. RefSeq names its product ubiquitin like with PHD and ring finger domains 2 (gene UHRF2). NCBI's taxonomy places the organism in Eukaryota, Metazoa, Chordata, Aves, Passeriformes, Hirundinidae. The transcript is spliced from 16 exons. The coding region runs from base 363 to 2849 and encodes 828 amino acids. Gene Ontology annotation, molecular function: protein binding; ubiquitin protein ligase activity; metal ion binding. The record is from RefSeq and is a predicted model, not a curated record. Gene Ontology annotation, biological process: negative regulation of gene expression via chromosomal CpG island methylation; protein ubiquitination.
GUGCCCGGGCCGGGCGAUGGCUCCCGGGGCAUCCCCAUAGCCCUGCCCGCCGCCGAGACCCGCCGCGAUUGGCGCUGCCUCGGCGGGAUCGGGGAGCGCCGUGGGAUCUGCUCGGCUUCCCUUCCCUCUCCCGCAACCCGCCGAGCGGGACGGGCGGCCCAGAUUGCGGGCGGAAGGGUCGCGCCCGCUCCGCGGGGUUUGAAAUUCCUGCCCCACACAAAGAGUGGGGUAGCCUCUGGACACAUCCACUGCGCUUUUCACGCCGCGGGCGCUCACCCGCGGAGCGGACCCCUUUCCCACCCCCUGCCCGGGUCUCCCGUCCUUUGCCCGCGGCUGGCCGAGCGGGCGGGUGGGCGCACACCAUGUGGAUCCAGGUCCGCACCAUCGACGGCACGGAGACCCAGACCAUCGACGACCUGAGCCGCCUCACCAAGAUCGAAUGCCUGCGGGAAAAGAUCGAGGAGACUUUCCGCGUGAGCCCCGACCGCCAGCGGCUCUUCUACCGGGGCAAGCAGCUAGAAGAUGGACAUACUUUAUUUGACUACAAUGUUGGACUAAAUGACAUAGUUCAGCUUUUGAUACGUUCUGAUUCUGAAGCUCCUACCACUGCAUCUGUGACAGAUCAGGAUGGAGAAGUCAAUCCCUCUGCUGUUUCCAACUGCAAGAACAAAAUCAAAAAAACAAACAGUGGAUCACCCAGUCAGCCAUCUACGUCAUCUCGUUCGUUUCUCAUUGAUCCUGGCAUUGGGUUGUACAAGAUAAAUGAACUGGUGGAUGCCCGUGAUACCAACAUUGGAGCCUGGUUUGAAGCUCAUAUAGAAAAUGUUACCCGAGCAACAAAGGGACAUAAGAGUAGUAAAGCUCAAGGGAAGAGUGGUAACACUUACAAAAGGACUAAUGGAAACUUAAAUCAAGACCAUUCUAGAGAAAAUGCAAAUAAUUCGGACAGUACACCUUCCACAUCUUACUCAGACUGUAUGGACACUGAUGAAGAAGCUAUUUAUCAUAUCAAGUAUGAUGAGUACCCAGAAAAUGGCAUAAUAGAAAUGGACACAGUUAAUCUUCGACCCCGAGCGAGAACCAUUCUGAAGUGGAGCGAGCUAAAAGUGGGUGAUGUGGUGAUGGUUAACUACAAUGUUGAGACACCAGAAGAAAGAGGAUUUUGGUUUGAUGCAGAAAUUACCUCUUUGAGAGAAAUCUCAAGGACUAACAAAGAGGUUCAUGCUAAAAUUCUGCUGGGAGGUCCAGAAGACACAAUAAAUGAUUGUAAAAUCCUUUUUAUAGAGGAAAUGUACAAGAUUGAAAAGCCAGGAGCCUAUCCAUUGACAUUUGGGGAUGGAGAUUUCAAAAGAAAAAGUGGCCCUGAAUGCAAGCACUGUAGGGCUGAUCCAGAUAAGGAGUGCCGGUUUUGUUCGUGUUACUUGUGUGGUGGCAAACAGGAUGCUCAUAUGCAACUCCUGUGUGAUGAAUGUAAUAUGGCUUAUCAUAUAUACUGCCUGAACCCUCCCUUAAGCAAGAUACCAGAAGAUGAAGACUGGUAUUGUCCUUCCUGCAAAAAUGAUUCUAAUGAAGUUGUAAAGGCUGGAGAAAAGCUCAAACAGAGUAAAAAGAAAGCAAAGAUGCCAUCUGCCAGUACUGAAAGCCAGAGAGACUGGGGAAAGGGCAUGGCCUGUGUUGGUCGCACUAAGGAAUGCACUAUUGUUCCUUCAAAUCAUUAUGGGCCUAUACCUGGUGUUCCUGUUGGGACAACCUGGAAAUUCAGAGUUCAGGUGAGUGAAGCAGGUGUUCACAGGCCCCAUGUUGGUGGAAUCCAUGGACGCAGUAAUGAUGGGGCUUAUUCACUCGUACUAGCUGGAGGAUUUGAAGAUGAAGUGAGCGUUAAACCAAAGGAUAAUCUUCUUGCACAGGAUCGAGGAGAUGAGUUCACUUACACUGGGAGUGGAGGUAGAGAUCUUUCUGGUAAUAAAAGAAUUGGAGAACAUUCAUUUGAUCAGACAUUAACACACAUGAAUAGGGCAUUGGCCCUUAACUGUGAUGCCCCACUGGAUGAUAAAAAUGGAGCAGAGUCAAAGAAUUGGAGAGCUGGUAAACCAGUUAGAGUAGUGCGCAGUUCAAAAGGACGGCGGAUCAGCAAAUAUGCCCCAGAGGAAGGCAACAGAUAUGAUGGCAUUUACAAGGUGGUGAAGUACUGGCCAGAAAUUGGAAAAUGUGGAUUUUUAGUUUGGCGCUAUCUUCUGAGGAGAGAUGAUGUUGAGCCUGCACCUUGGACUUCAGAAGGAAUGGAGAGGUCAAAGAAGCUGGGUCUAAGUGUACAGUAUCCGGAAGGUUAUUUGGAAGCCAUGGCCAGUAAGGAGAAGAAAGAUAAGAUUAAAAAGCAAACUGUGAAACAGGAGCCAACCAGCCAAAGUAAUGGAAACCAGAAAAGGACAAUUGAUGACGCAGGUACAGAGGAACCUACAAAAACACCCAAAGCCAUGAGGAUGGGAGAUGGAGGGAAAGGAGAAGCUUUCCAGCUGACCCAAGAGCAGCAGUGGCUGAUUAGAGAAGACUGCAUGAACCAGAAGCUGUGGGAUGAAGUACUUGCUUCUCUUAAGGAAGGACCAAAUUUUCUGAAGAAACUGGAACAAUCCUUUAUGUGUGUCUGCUGCCAGGAGUUGGUUUACCAGCCAGUGACAACAGAGUGCCUCCACAACGUCUGUAAAAGUUGUUUACAGCGCUCCUUCAGAGCCGAAGUAUUCACCUGCCCUGCCUGCCGCUAUGACCUGGGGAAGGGCUACGUCAUGGCUCCCAACAAGAUCCUGCAGACACUACUGGACCAGUUCUUUCCGGGUUACAGUAAAGGACGAUGAUGUGCUCAGGCCCUUCCGUACGGCUCCCUGUGACUUUAUAGACAGUAAAGGGGAAUAAACAUGGGAAAUUCAGCAGCGGACCAGCCAGCUUGAUGGGACUCAGUAUAUUGUCAUGUUUUGAAGCAGCUAACCCUCUUCCCCUCAUAGCCAUUUCUUGGUGUUGUGAGAAGUCUAAUUCUCAGCUGUCUUUUAACAUCAAGGGUAGUUUUGGCCAGUUAACAAAUAAUUUCUAAAGAAGAAAAAAAAAAAAAAAGAGAAAAGAAAA